AUGGUUUUAUCAGAAGAAGUCAUCCACAAACACUUGGGCACCGUUGUUGGCAAUGCGGAUAGCAUUGAAAGCAUCCGUCGAUGGAUCUUCCAACAUCAUGGCCAAAUUGGUUUGAUCGUUGACUGUUGGUUGAAUGUUUUCCGUGCAGCUAACGAUGAACUGCGCGUUGCGCUCUUCUACUUGAUGAACGAUGUCGUGCAGAAGGCCCGUCAGAAGGAGCAGCCAGAACUUCUGUCCGCCUUCCAACCAGUCCUGGUUUCUGCUAUCAGACUAGGAAAGGCAAGUGACAGGGUCAAUUCGGUGAUGGAGCGCGUGUUGAAAAUCCUUGCCGAACGCAGGAUUUACUCGCAGGAGUCUGUCGCAUGGCUUUUGCAAAGAUUGAAAGAGGCUGAUGACGAAAUAAUUGAAACCAAGCCAGUGGUGUCGCAAAAACAGUUUGAUAAGCUUCAAGGAGCCCACAACGACUUCGAGAAGGGUUGCACGAGAGCCAAUGGGCCAAACUUUCGUUAUGGCCAGAUGAACCAGACAACGCGGAGAAACGGUCGUGAUCACAUGAGCGCCCCACCGGCAAAUUUUGCGAAAACCACGCACCCUAUGGAUCGUCGGCACUCCGAGCAUUUUGAGCCUUGUCGGAAUGGCAUCUUCGGUGAUAGAGGACCGCGUGCACAGAAACGUUCGCUACCACGGGAUGAGCAACGCCCUCCACGUCCAAUGGGCGGAAUGCUGCCUCCAACGUUGAUGCCUGGCGCUCACGCCGACUACCUAAAGUACAUCCUGCGUACCUGCAAGCAGACGACGCCCCCAGCCCAGUCGAUGAUCGACAACACGCCGGUGCCAAUCCCGACAGGUCCCCUUCGCCGUCCACACCCGCCCGACUUGACCAGCUUCAACGUUCGCAAUUUUAAAAUUUGUUACGAUUCGGUGAUCGCCCAGCUUCACGACAAGAAGAACUGCUGCCCGAAAUGCGGAAUCAGGAAAGACAUCUUUGACGACGACGGCUACAAGCAGCACCUGGAAACGCACGUCAAAGAGAAUCUUCGCAAAGAACCGAAAAAUACCCUGAAUAAGCAACGCCGGUGGUACGUGAGCCUGGAAGUUUGGGUCUCUGAUUUUGGCCAAAACGAAGCCACGUCUGUGAAGGAGGCCGAGAAAGAGAACGCCCCGAGAGCUCCAACGACGGCUCGACUGGCGGCUGGCGAUACCGGAAAGAAGGUGUGCUUCGCGUGUCGUGACAGCUUCAAGCGGGUCUUUGACGACGACGAAGAAGUCUGGUUUCUGAAUGAUUGUGUCAUCUCGCAGGGCCAGUACUUCCACGAAAGCUGCGUCUACGUGCUGACCAUCAAGGAGGAGGAGUUCGACUCGCCCACCGAGCUUCCCGGGCUCGGAGAA
Mesorhabditis spiculigera is the source of this 1389-nucleotide messenger RNA. The record is from the annotation of a GenBank genome assembly. NCBI's taxonomy places the organism in Eukaryota, Metazoa, Nematoda, Chromadorea, Rhabditida, Rhabditidae.